AUGAAACUGAUAAUUUUUUAAAGAAAACAAAGCAAAGCAAAACUCUCUGCCACCAGCUUGGCAGCAAGAGAAGCAUUAUGGGGUCAGAACUUAGGAAAUCAGGAAAUACUCACAAUCAUUAUAAAAGUGCCCAGGAACUCGGAGAGCGUCUCCUUGGCUAAGCUGCUCUUCAAGGCCAGCCUCUGCUUGAAACUCUUCCCGGUCUCUUCCUUCUCAGGCUGCAUCUUGAGGCUUCUCCAGGGACCACGUUCCACCAAUACCUGCUUGUUCUGGUCCUCACCUUCACCAGUACAUGAAAAUGGAAACUUAGACAACUCUGGGCAGAUCCCUGAAGAUGUCUGGUGAGAUUCUCUGACUGUCCAAAUGCUGUCCGGAUUUGAAGCUUGGCUUAAUCCUCUUCAGGUGUAAUUGGCAUUCCCUGUUUGCAACUGUGCGUUUGAAUUGUGAUUUCAUGGCACCCUUCCAAGGUUGGCAAGAACCACUGUGACCAUUCUAGAGAUGCAGAAAUUAAAAUACAGAGACACAAGCUUCACACUGCGAGUGUGGGAUGGGGACACCUCCUCUGGACUGAAAUUCAACCCCAUCUGCGGAGGCUGGUUGGGAUCCAUGAAUGAGAAAGAGCCAGAAGGUGACAGUAGUCCUGAACAAGUCAUCAUCAAACAUAACUCACUCACACUCCCCAGUUAGCCACCAAAACAAAACAAAACGAAACAUUCAAAAGCAUCCUAAGAGGCUUAUAGCUACUGCAGACCGUCAUUCUAUGAUCUUGGACAGGUGAGAGGAGGGGAGGAACUAGCCUUCUAACAAACCUGAGACCAAGAUUAACAAGGUAUGGAGAGAGAACAUACCUACACCAUUGAUUACAUCACUGAAUUCCUGGAUCUACCAACCCUGAGGGCCACUCUACCUCUGGGCUUGAAGAGAUUUUUAUUAACAAUGAGUGGCAGAACUCAGAGAGUGGAAGAGUGUUCCCUGUCUAUAAUCCAGCCACAGGAGAACAAGUGUGUGAAGUUCAAGAAGCAGAUAAGGCAGAUAUAGACAAAGCAGUGCAGGCAGCCCGCCUGGCAUUUUCUCUUGGUUCAGUGUGGAGAAGGAUGGAUGCUUCAGAAAGAGGACGACUGCUGGACAAGCUUGCAGACUUGGUGGAACGGGACAGGGCGUUUCUUGCAACUAUGGAAUCUCUAAAUGGUGGCAAACCAUUCCUGCAAGCUUUUUAUGUGGAUUUGCAGGGCGUCAUCAAAACCCUUCGGUAUUAUGCAGGCUGGGCUGAUAAAAUUCAUGGAAUGACCAUUCCUGUAGAUGGAGACUAUUUUACCUUUACAAGACACGAACCCAUUGGAGUGUGUGGACAGAUCAUCCCAUGGAACUUCCCUCUGCUGAUGUUUGCCUGGAAAAUUGCUCCAGCUCUGUGCUGUGGCAAUACAGUAGUUAUUAAGCCAGCAGAGCAAACGCCCCUCAGCGCACUCUACAUGGGAGCACUCAUCAAGGAGGCUGGCUUUCCACCUGGAGUCAUCAAUAUUGUGCCAGGAUAUGGGCCAACAGCUGGGGCAGCAAUAGCUUCUCAUGUUGGCAUAGACAAGAUUGCAUUCACAGGUUCUACUGAGGUUGGAAAGCUUAUUCAAGAAGCAGCUGGAAGAAGUAAUCUGAAGAGAGUAACUCUGGAACUUGGAGGGAAAAGUCCCAAUAUUAUUUUUGCAGAUGCUGAUUUGGACUAUGCUGUGGAGCAGGCUCACCAGGGUGUAUUCUUCAACCAAGGCCAGUGCUGCACUGCAGGGUCUCGCAUCUUUGUGGAGGAGUCCAUCUACGAAGAAUUUGUGAGAAGAAGUGUGGAGCGGGCCAAGAGGCGCAUAGUAGGGAGUCCCUUUGACCCUACCACUGAGCAGGGUCCUCAGAUUGAUAAGAAACAAUACAACAAGAUCCUGGAACUCAUCCAGAGUGGUGUGGCCGAGGGUGCCAAGCUGGAAUGUGGAGGCAAAGGACUGGGCCGAAAGGGGUUUUUUAUUGAGCCAACGGUGUUUUCAAACGUCACUGAUGAUAUGCGGAUUGCCAAGGAAGAGAUCUUUGGCCCUGUGCAGGAAAUUCUGAGGUUUAAAACUAUGGACGAAGUCAUUGAAAGAGCCAAUAACUCAGACUUUGGCCUUGUAGCUGCUGUCUUCACUAAUGACAUCAACAAGGCCCUCACAGUGUCUUCUGCAAUGCAAGCUGGGACUGUUUGGAUCAAUUGCUACAAUGCCUUAAAUGCCCAGAGCCCCUUUGGAGGGUUCAAGAUGUCUGGAAAUGGGAGAGAAAUGGGAGAAUUUGGCUUGCGAGAGUACUCAGAAGUUAAGACUGUGACAGUAAAGAUCCCCCAGAAGAACUCCUAAGAAGGCCAAGGAGGAAGGCGAAGGCCGGCCCACACCACUCUCCCUCUGCUUUUUCUGUAGGGCCCAGCUGUCAAGAAUAGAACCAAACCAUGGUCCCUCUUUAAAGGUUGAGAUGAUGACAUGUAGCAGGCAGGUCGCUGCACGGCUGAAACAAAGCAGCUGGGCAGGUUUCUAGGCACUCUGCAGGGGAUCAGAUACCAAGCAUGGGGGAAGGUGGGGCAGAGGCAAGGGGCGGAGCUGUGGGGCACAUCCCGCGGAGUAAGGGAGCUGCUUACUUGAUGCUGUCACAAAGAACUUCCCUCUCAGAGAGGGGGCCUUUGCGCCAGCUUCAUUUUCUUCCUUCCAAUUUCUCCCUGCCCUUCCACCCCUCCUUCUCCUUCAAGGAGAUCUCAGCUGAGCUCAUUUGGGGCAGAUGUUUGGACCAGGAACAAUUUUCCAAGGUUUAGCAGCCAAAUUACCAUUUCAUGUCAUCCAUUUCUUCAAAGUAAAACAUGAAAUGGUUUUAGUUAAGAGCCAGACCAGACUGAAAAUGCCAGGAGCUGGUGCACUUCAGACCCUCUGCAUGGUCAGAACUUGGGAUCUUCCUGACCCAACCUGUUUUUUUUUUUUUUUUUAAUGUCCAUAAAUAACACAUGUGAAAGAAGAUCAGGACAGUGCAGAUGAGAGGGCAUCGUGUGUAGUUCAUGGCUUCUGAGCUUUCUGCUGUCUGUGUGUGUGUGUGUGUGUGUGUGUGUGUGUGGGUGUGUGUAAUUCUUUAUUGGUUGUUCUGGUAUAAGGAGUGGUUGUUUUUUUAGAUGAAUAAUAUCUUUUCCAAAACUUAUCUUAAAAUCAACCAAAAAACAAUUCCAGUAGGCUUGGGAAGUUACUCAGGUUGGAUUCCUUGCAGAAAUAAUUUGACUUCCAAUACUGACAGUUCUUAUCAUGUGAAUUCUUUCUGUAGUCAGUGCACCAGCACUUGUACCUCCUGUUGCUGCAGGUGUCUCUCAGGCCUGUCGUGCCCAAAUCACGUGCCCUGAAUGCACUGGCAGCAACUUGGAAAGCCUGGUCAAGCCUGAGGGUGUUCUCCGUUUGCAGAAUGCCAGUGUGCCAUGACUGCCAUGCAAGAGCUCUUCUGUCACACCCCGUGGCUCAUCCACACACCAUUCUUGUCUCUCAACAAGCAAGCUUCGGCCUACAGAGGGGGAGACACAAAGCAGGCCAGCUUCCUUCUCCCAGCUUCACUCCUCUGCUAUCCUGUGAAUCCCCCAGUUUGCUGUGUUAACUUCCUUGCCUUUUUUCCAACUGCCACCUCCAAACCAGUCUCUAACCUAGAUGAAGAUCAUUUAUUUAAAAGUACCAAACAUAACCUAGAGUAUAUGGAGUAUGGGCAACGUAUAUAUAGCCUUCUGCUUUCUAACUGCACCAGUUUUCUAUUUAUAACCCUCGUGUAUUCAUGAUGUUUUAAAGAAACCUCUCCUUGCUGUUAUUUACAAAUGAAAGUGCAUUCAGCAGCCCGAUGCCUUGACAGAUGCCGGCUUUCUGAGUUCUUCCAUUGAAUGCCCCUCUCUUCUCCUGUAGCGCGUCCAAGUGAACAUACCCAUUAACCAACUAGUUACCUUUGAACUGCAAUAUAGAAUGUGAAAAUGAAGAUUUAUUUCUUUUAAUUUACUUAAAAAAAAACCUCUGUGCUGGCAAUAAAGCAUUUAUAUUGUGUA
This is a messenger RNA of Sciurus carolinensis (gray squirrel), 4057 nucleotides long. RefSeq names its product aldehyde dehydrogenase 1 family member A2 (gene Aldh1a2). Bases 1095 to 2363 code for a protein of 422 amino acids. Gene Ontology annotation, molecular function: aldehyde dehydrogenase (NAD+) activity. The record is from RefSeq and is a predicted model, not a curated record. The transcript is spliced from 16 exons. NCBI's taxonomy places the organism in Eukaryota, Metazoa, Chordata, Mammalia, Rodentia, Sciuridae.